This is a messenger RNA of Melanotaenia boesemani (Boeseman's rainbowfish), 3469 nucleotides long. It is a transcript of the gene grhl2b, whose product is annotated as grainyhead-like transcription factor 2b. The record is from RefSeq and is a predicted model, not a curated record. Bases 793 to 2643 code for a protein of 616 amino acids. The transcript has 15 exons. Gene Ontology annotation, molecular function: RNA polymerase II cis-regulatory region sequence-specific DNA binding; DNA-binding transcription activator activity, RNA polymerase II-specific. Gene Ontology annotation, cellular component: nucleus. Gene Ontology annotation, biological process: neural tube development; regulation of transcription by RNA polymerase II; brain development. NCBI's taxonomy places the organism in Eukaryota, Metazoa, Chordata, Actinopteri, Atheriniformes, Melanotaeniidae.
UGACAUGCAGUGUUAAUAUUUUGGAAAAAAAAAUCCACCAGAGCAGAGUUGGUGAAAUUAUGAACUUCAUCUAGAUGUAUAAUGUUUCUGUGAACCCUGUACCUGCUACCGUGGUUGCCAUGGAGAUACUUGGUAUCGCCUAAAUGUAAAAUGAGUGAAAAAUUUAUUAGCUGUGAGGUGGGAGAGUCAUUCACCAGUUCUGGAAAAGGCUCAAUUAUUUUUUUUAAUGGCUUGCAUUAAUAUGAGUCCACAAAUCAGAGGUUCAUAUAUUUUAUUUGGUUGCUAAUUAAUUACUUAAUGUAAAUUAAAAUACAUUUAAUUUUAUGAAGUGAUUUCUUGAGUAGAUUUCACAACCAUUAAUACACUCCUGAUUAAUAUACUUUGAUGACUUCAGGUUAGUCAUUUAGAUAUUUGUGCUGUUGCCACAUACAUUAGGGAAAAUAAACAUUAUCAUGAUGAUCACUGAUAUUGUACCAAUGUUAUUUAUUUUGCAAGAGUAAGCCGAGAAACUCAGAAACUUUCCUUUGAUUGGGUGAGGUGAAAGAGCUGUUGUGGCAACAUUGUGUUUAACUAGUGUGUGAUCUCACCUUAAGUGGGACCAAAGAGCAGUGAGGCAAACACAUACACACAAAACCUGAUAGGUGUGAAAGCUACUAUAGAUAAUCAUUUAAUCUUGAAGUUCUUUCUGAAUCAAUAGUAUGAUAAAAAUAAAUAAAUAAAUAAGUAAACACAAUGACAGAAAAGUUUUUUUAUGGUUGUUGGGAGUAGAAGAUCAGUAGAUCAAUCAGAUGAAUGAAUCUAAAUGCUUUGGCUUGUGUUUCUGUUGCUUUUAGUAAGCGUUUGGUUGUGGUUGUCCCCAAUGAGACCUCUUUCUCUGCUGUGCGGCGGGCUUACACCAGCGAGGAUGAGGCCUGGAGGUCAUACCUGGAGAACCCACUGACGGCCGCCACCAAAGCCAUGAUGAGCAUCAAUGGGGAUGAGGACAGUGCCAACGCCUUGGGCCUGCUCUACGACUACUACAAGGUGCCCAAAGAAAAGAGACUUUUGACUGUCCCCAAAGUUGCUGAACUUACAGAGGAGCAGGAAAAGAGGUCUAUGUUGCCAAGCAAACCAAGCAGCCAAAACGAGGCAGAAACAGUGGACAACCGUGUUCAGGUUCUCAAGUCUGUUCCCGUCAACCUGUCACUGAACACAGAGCACCAGGAGGCUACACGGGAGCAGUUCAGCACCUCAACAGAAGCAGGUUCAGUAGACGGCUCUCCUGCUGUGGCCGUGGUGAAGGCUGAAGUGUAUGCCCCUGUCUUCAUGGCAGGAGCUGGGCUCCACUACAGGGUGGAAGGAGAGGAAUCGGCUCGUGUGGUCUACGAACAGAGCCCAUAUGAGGUGACCAACGUCAGUCACAGCUCAUACAUGAAAGAAGACCAACAGAGUCCACCCGACAGCCCUUAUGAGGAGGAGACAGACAGGAAGUACCUCUCACCUUCCUCCCUAGCCACAGAUGACUUCUUAUUUCAACAGGAUGGAGUUGACAGCUUCCAGUAUACGCUGGACGCCACUCGCUCGCUCCGUCAGAAGCAAGGCGAGGGACCAAUGACCUACCUGAACAAAGGCCAGUUCUAUGCCGUCACGCUCAACGAGCUUAGCGCCAACAAACGCCUCCGUCACCCCAUUAGUAAAGUCCGGAGCGUGAUCAUGGUUGUGUUCAGUGAGGAUAAGAACCGCGACGAGCAACUUAAAUAUUGGAAGUACUGGCACUCUCGGCAGCACACAGCAAAACAGCGAGUCUUGGACAUUGCUGAUUACAAGGAGAGCUUCAACACAAUCGGCAAUAUUGAAGAAAUAGCCUACAACGCUAUUUCCUUCACCUGGGAUGUCAAUGAGGAAGCCAAGAUCUUCAUCACAGUCAACUGUCUGAGUACAGACUUCUCCUCUCAGAAGGGCGUGAAGGGUCUUCCUCUGAUGAUCCAGAUCGACACGUACAGCUAUAACAACCGCAGCAACAAGCCACUCCACAGGGCCUACUCACAGAUCAAGGUUUUCUGUGACAAGGGAGCAGAGAGGAAGAUAAGGGAUGAGGAGAGAAAAUUACUCCGUAAGAAGUCAAAAGGAAAAGAUGGUAGUGUUGGGGUGAUAACUAUUCCCAAAAAGUCAGACACCACCUACUUCAAGAUCAUGACAGACUUGGAGGCCCAGCCGGUACUUUUUAUCCCUGAUGUUCACUUUGGCAACCUGCAGAGGGCUGGACAGGUGUUUACCUUCAAUACAGAGGAGAUUGAGAGAGAAGGUAGCGUGCUGGUGAAGAGGAUGUUCAGGCCAUCAGAUGAAGACCUGUGUCCGUCACCUCACAAACAGAUCAAAGAGGAGACGCACAAGAGAGUGCUGCUGUACGUCAGAAAGGAAACAGAUGAGGUGUUCGACGCUCUGAUGCUGAAGUCUCCAACACUCAGAGGCCUGAUGGAGGCUAUAUCUGAGAAGUAUGGUGUUCCCACGGAAAGUAUAGCCAAAGUGUACAAGAAAAGUAAAAAAGGAAUCCUAGUGAAUAUGGAUGAUAACAUCAUUGAGCAUUACUCCAACGAAGACACCUUCAUUCUCAGCAUUGAGAGCUACGCAGACGCCUACAAGAUCAUACUGACAGAGAUUUGACAGCUUGUCAGCAGACCUGAGAGACUGCAAGAUAAGUCAAAGGAGAAGCUGUGACUACUGAUAAACUGACAUACGUUAUUGGAGAUACAACAUUGGUGGAGCUUCGCCAAUGUUUUAAGGUCAAAGUGGACUCCACUGAUUCAUCUCCAACAUUUACACUAUGAAGCAAGUCAUAUUUCCUGUGCAGGAAGAUGAUUUAAAUAAAAAAAAGGGGCAUUUUUGUGAACUGGUAGUGAACAACAGAUCCAUGUCCUCCAGUUUUAUUGAAUAUUUUUUAUUGUAUUAAAAAAACCUUGUAUGUUUUUUCUCAUUCUGUACAGACAUAUUGUUUUCUUUUUGUUUGUUUGUUUUUGCCAAAUAACAAAUCAGGAGCAGCCUCAUGAAGUGCCUGAUGUAUUUUAAGUAGCUACAACUUCAAUUAUUUGAUCCCAAGUAACUUAGCAGCUUAUUUGCAUGCCAGAUUUAUGUUUUAAUAGAUGUGUUAUUAUUUAUUAAGUUUUGCAUUUCUAGAGCAACUUAUCUAAGAAUUUCAAGUACUUUAGUGCAUUUCAGCGACUUCCCCUAAAGUCACCAUACUCAAGGAGUCUUUUUUCAGCCAUUAAAUAUUUACAUGUCAACAAAUAGCUUUGGUGUAACUUAGUAGAGCCUUACAUGAAAUGAUAAUGAUUAAUGAACAUUAUAAACAUCUCAUGGGGGAGAAUUCGUACAUAGCUGUAAUUUACUGUGUCAUAUGCUUGGAUGUGUUGAAAAGUUAAUAAAUAUAAGUUUAGAAAAACUAGCAUUAUAAUUUCCUAUUGGGAUUAAUAAAGUAUUUUUAUUCAUUUCA